Messenger RNA from Tetrahymena thermophila SB210, 3546 nucleotides. RefSeq lists its product as hypothetical. NCBI's taxonomy places the organism in Eukaryota, Ciliophora, Oligohymenophorea, Hymenostomatida, Tetrahymenidae. The transcript is spliced from 3 exons. Gene Ontology annotation, molecular function: protein binding. The record is from RefSeq and is a predicted model, not a curated record.
AUGUUAAAAUUGAUUCAUAAAUAUUUUGCCGCUUAUUCAAUAGUCUCAAUUGAUUAAUUUAUCAAUAAUAAUUGGCUUAAUUAACUAAUCUAGGAAAUUAAAAAAUUCAAAUGCUGUUUGCAACAGCUUAAAUUAUAUAGUUGGUUUUUAUAUUUUGGCAAAUUCUUUUCAAUAAAUUUUAACGAGUUUGUUACUUAAGUUUUCAAUUUAUUAACAACAAUAAGAUUUUGCUUAUAAGAAAUAUUCUUAAUUUUAUUUUUAAAAAUAAAUAUUUUUAGUUAAAUAUAAGUCAAGUUGAAGAUUUAAUUAGCUUGGAUUAUACUAAUUUAAGAAAAUUUAUAAACAAUGAAAAGUAUAGUGAGUGCUAGUGAGUUAGAAUAGAUUGUAAUGAAAUCUUACAGAAGUAAUGACUUUCGUAAUUGUUUAAAUACUCUAAGCAAUUAUAAAUUUAAUCAAAAAAGUAAUGGUUUUUCUAAGUAUUUUAUGGUUAUGUAACUCGAGUCUCACUCUUACUCGACUUCUGAUCUUGGAGUAAUAUAAAAAUAUAUUGAUCAUGUGCUAACUAUAGAUGAACAGCCAAUGGCAAUUUAAACUCUAUUUACUGCUUUCAACGGAGAUCUAAAAUCUUAUUUCAAUCAUAAAUGGAAAUUUAACUUUCUUUUCAUCUAAAAAAAAUACAAAGAUGCUCUUUUAGAAAUGAAGAAUAUGCAUUCCUAGUUGAGCAUUUUUAAAAAAAACAAGCUAAAGAUUGAUCUUAAUUAAGAACAAUUAUUAUUUUUAGAAUACGAAAAGUAAGAAAUUUUACUCAAAUAGAGUAUUUGCGAAAUUUUAUUUUCAAAUUGCACUAACAAAAAUUAGAUGAAUAAUUUAUAUACCCUUUUAUCUGAUAUUUAAAUUUAUUAAAAUGCAUCGAUAAUUAGAAAGACUAAAUUUUAUCGUUUUGGCUUGGCGUAAUGGAACUUUUUUAAUUGUUUUUCUGAAAAUGAUCCACAAUUAAGUGUUUCUACAAUUUUAAACAGGAAUACUAAUGAAUUGUAAAAUUUGAUGAAUGAGAGUCUAAAAUCUUUAUAAAGUACAUUAAAAAUGAGUGGCAAGUAAAUACAUUAAGAAAAUGAUCAAAAAUAAGAAAAUACCGCCUUAAAAAAUAAGUAAAUCAAAUUAAAUCAGAAGUAUUUAUAGAGUCAAGAAUUCGGAGCCCGCAAUUUUAUAAAUUUCAUCUUAAGUAGAUGGUAGGUGAUAAUAGAUGAUCUUGAACCUAUUAUUCUUAGUGAUGCAAAUGAUGGUACUUAAAACUCGUACUAUUAAUAAUAGUAAGAUCAUGAAAAAAUUGUUAUACAACUUUAAGAAUAAUUGAAUAAAAAAUAAACAUGGCUUGAAAACAAACUUUACUAUUUAGUAAUUAUGGGUAUAUGCUAUGAAUAAACUUAAAAUUAUGAAAAAGCUAAAAAUGUUUAUGAAAAACUAUAUAGUGAGCUGGAAUAAACUGAAAAUAACACUAUGUACGAUUUAAUAAAACUAAAUUUAGCUAAUUGUUAUGUGAUUUUAGGUAGUUUCAGCUAGGCUAAAAGGCUUAUUGAAGAAACUAUUUGCAAUACAAGUAACGAAAUAUUCUAAAUCUACAACAAGAGUAUGAUGAAGUUAUAUUUCGAAAAGGAUUACGAAGAAGCCUUAGGUCUUCUUAGCUAUCUUGAAACUUAAAUGAUUUCAAAGAAUGGAAUUUUUGAUCAUCUACUACCUUAAGAGGAGCUAAUUUUGCAAAAGGCAAUAUCUCUAUCUAAAUGCGGAGAUUAAGCAAGUGCAAUCACAUGCCUGGAAAACUUUUAAAUAUCUUGCAAUUUUUCAUCGAUAAUUUCUAUUUCUAUUUUAUCAUUUAUGAUACAAGAGUAUAGCUAUUACAUAAAAAAAGAAUUUAAUUAAUUAAAUUCGGUUGACAUGGUUGGGAGAUUAGCUAAAACUCUAAAUAUCUAAGCUAAUAGCAUAACAUAAAAAUUUUUAUAAGGAUUUGUUUGUACAAAAUUGUAGAAAACUGAUCAGGGAAACAUCAUAUUUAAAGAAAUAGUUGAGUUUUAUGAAAAAAGCUUGCUCAUGAAGCAAAAUACUAUUGACUUAAUUCAGCUUCAGCAAAUUGAUAUUUUUUUAUAUUCUUACUGUUUUUUGUUGGCACAAAGUAGUAAUAAAAAAGAAAAAAAAGAAAUGAAAGCUAGCAUAGAAAAAAUUUAAAUUAAAUCGGAAUAAGAAAUUUAAAUAAUAAGAGAUCUUUUUUUAUUUGUAGAUGUUAAGGAUAGUUAAUUUACUGAUCUCCAAAAUUAAACUGAAAUCAAUUUUGAUUAAAUAUUACCAGCUUUAUUGUCAGUGCUUAUUUCUUCAAUUUUUUUAAAUCAAUAACAUUAACAAAAAUAUUAUGAAUCUAUAAAACUUUUAUUUUUUGAUAAAUUUAAUAUAAUUAAAGAAAUGUCUAGAUAAAGACAACAAAGUAGUUUUUUAGAAUCAAGUGGCUAAAAUAAUAUUCAGAAUCCGCCGAAUAAUUUUACACUUUUUUCUUUUGGAGAAAUGGCUUAAAUUGAUAAAAGUACUUUUCUGCCAUAAAAUAGUAAUAUUUAAAAUACAUUAACAUUUAAUAAAAACUCAUUUGAUAAAGAAGAGUUAUAAUAAUAUCAGUAUAUUGAAAGCCUUCCUUUACCAAAAGAGUAUUGUAACAAAAUGUUUGAAUUAAUAAUUGAAAUAUCUGAGUUUUACAAGGAAUUUAAGAAUUAUAUUGAAAAAAAUUGGACUCCUCAACAAUUCACUUUUUCAAAAAUAAAUGCAGAUAAAGAAGAAGAAAUUACUAUUUCCUUACAAUAAACAUUUUCAUAAUUUACUUCAAAGCACAAACCUCUAAUAAUCUUGUUUUACAAUGAAAUAGCAUAGAGCAUUACGAAAUUGAACGAUUAAAGCUAAAUUAAUAAAUGCUUGCAGCUAAUAUGUUUUAAAACAAAAUAAAUACUAACAAGAAUAAAUUUUAUUUUAUCAAUAUUUUAAUAAUAUUUUUAGCCUAAUAAAUUAGCUUUGAAGCUCACAAUUCUUAAAUUAAAAAGUAAAUAAGGAAACCUAAAUUUAAAAGAAGUUGAUUUUGAAGGCUUUUAAUCCUUUUUUAGUAUAUUAUCAUCAUAACCCUAUAAAGAGUCUCCUUAAGCAUAAUUAGAAGCUUUAGUAUUUUAAGAUUUAACUUUAUUAUUUAAGGAGCUAUUAAUUAAUUAAGAUAAUACUCAAAUUAUUAAUUCUUAAUCCCUUUCAGCAAUCAUAGAAUAAGUAAUAUCUACUAAAGAUACAUCACUUUUCAGUUUAAAUUAAUUUUAUGCAGAAUAAUAGUAGAAUAUAUUUGCAAAUAUAUAUACUAAAUAAAAAUAAUAAAACUCUUUUUAAGAACAGAUUAAUAAUGAAAAAUAAAAUGAAUUAUAAUCUCUUUAGAAUAACAAUCUUCCUUAAAAUUAACAAAUUCAAAAUAAAUAAAUAAAUCUAUAAUAAAAAAAAAAGAAAAAAUCUAAUUGUAAAUGUGUUAUUUUUUGA